This is a messenger RNA of Gopherus evgoodei (Goodes thornscrub tortoise), 678 nucleotides long. RefSeq names its product InaF motif containing 1 (gene INAFM1). The record is from RefSeq and is a predicted model, not a curated record. The transcript has a single exon. Lineage: Eukaryota; Metazoa; Chordata; Testudines; Testudinidae. The coding region runs from base 1 to 678 and encodes 225 amino acids.
AUGAAGGGGGCGCAGGGAGCCAAGCUCUGUCUCCUGGGGACCGGGUGGGUGCUGAGCCGGCAAGGCGGAGGGAGGGGGCAGUCUGGGGCCCAGAGGCUGGCACAGCGAGGCAGGGGGGGCGGGUCUGGCACGGGAGGGGGCGGAGGGAGAGGCGAGGCUGCCCGACCGGGCCGGACAGGAGGUUCCCGAGCGCCCCGGGCCGUGCCAGCCUCCCCCGUGCGCCCUGGGCCGUGCCAGCCUCCCCCGAGCGCCCUGGGCGCAGCCGGCAUGAAGCAGCGAGAGGGCGACGGGCCCGGGCAGCCGGUGCCCCCCAGAUACGCCGGCGAUCGGCCGCGGGGGGGCGGGAAGCUGCUGCUGGGGGGCGGCCGGGCCCCCCCGCGCUGGCUGCGCGUCGCCACAGUCUGCGCCUAUUUCCUCUGCGUCUCGCUGGCCGCGCUGCUGCUGGUGAUUUACUACGGGCUGGUGUGGGCGCCGCGGGGCCCCGGCGCGGAGAACAGCACCGAGCCCGGCCCGCGGGCCCCGCGCCUCUGCAACCACAGCGGCCCGGGGCCGGGGCAGCGGGAGGCGGCGGCCGAGGGGGCCCUGGACGGCGGCCCGCGGCCCCCGGCGGAGGAGCGGAGCGGGCGGCAGGGCCCCGCGGGGCGCACGGCCUGGAGAGGCCGCGACGGGACCCACUGA